Salvia splendens (bonfire salvia) is the source of this 954-nucleotide messenger RNA. RefSeq lists its product as uncharacterized. NCBI's taxonomy places the organism in Eukaryota, Viridiplantae, Streptophyta, Magnoliopsida, Lamiales, Lamiaceae. The transcript is spliced from 3 exons. The record is from RefSeq and is a predicted model, not a curated record. Bases 1 to 954 code for a protein of 317 amino acids. Gene Ontology annotation, molecular function: catalytic activity.
AUGUCAGUUUCCUUCAUGAUAUGGAAUGCUAGAGGGCUCGGAAACUCCGACACUCUGAGCACCCUAAAACAUCUGAUUAAGACAUAUAAUCUUGAUUUUGUAGCCAUAAGCGAACCCCUGGUCUCUCCACAGCCUGAACUUCUCAAAAAGAAAUUAGGCAUGGAAUUCAGGGGUGUUGAUACUAAUGGACAGAUUUGGCUGCUGUCCCAGAGUGAUAUGGGGAUUGAGAUCCUGGACAGUUCUGAUCAACUUCUACACUGCCGGAUCAAUUCUCAAAGGUGGGCAUCGCCUAUGUACAUAUCAGCUGAUAUCUCAGGAGAGAUGGAUGGUUCCCCUUGGCUGAUCGGAGGGGAUUUCAACACAUUAAUCUCAGAAACCGAGCGACAAGGAGGUUCUCACAACAGAUACCGAGCGAUGCUCGACUUCGUGGAAGCCAUUGAGGACUGCCAAUUGCUUGAUCCUGGCUUUGACGGCCCGAAAUUCACUUGGGCCAGGGGACCCUCAGAGAAAGGCUGGAUAGAAUCCUCAUCGGGGAAGGUUGGAACAGCGUAUUCAGCAGCACCAGAGUCACUCACCUCCCCCGAGUUUCUUCCGACCACGGCCCCCUUCUUGUCCAAUGCUUUACAUCUACUGCAACAUCUCGACCUCCUUUCAGGCUACCAUGGGAUGAGGAACCUACAACUCAAACUCACAAGAACUAAGGGCGCACUUAAACGGUGGAACAAGGAGGUCUUUGGUAACCUCUUUGCGAAUCUUCGAAAAGCCGAAGAGGAAGCUGUCAAAGCACAGGAGUUGUUUGAUACAACGCCCUCCCCAGCCAACCGAUUAAAAAUGAACAGAGCAACGGCGGAAUAUAUCCUCCAAGUGCGGAUGGAGGAAGAUUUCUGGAAGCAAAAAUCAGCAAUCAAAUGGAUCACAGAAGAGGAACGGAACACGAAGUUUUUCCAUGGUUAG